This is a messenger RNA of Leptidea sinapis, 2634 nucleotides long. Its product is annotated as cytochrome P450 6a2-like. Gene Ontology annotation, molecular function: monooxygenase activity; iron ion binding; heme binding. The transcript has 2 exons. Lineage: Eukaryota; Metazoa; Arthropoda; Insecta; Lepidoptera; Pieridae. The record is from RefSeq and is a predicted model, not a curated record. The coding region runs from base 300 to 1784 and encodes 494 amino acids.
GAGGCUUUGCAUUCGAGUCACGGGCACCGUACGUCAGGUAGUGACCUUGAGGCUCUAGCCACGCCGCUGAGCUUAUCUGCCGCCGAUACACACUGCGUAGAGUGUAAGCGAUACUGUUCACUCGAUGGCCGGCUCUCGACACCGUGGGGCGCUCUUUGUGUACACACUACGCACUAGCCGAUCGCAACGAACCGGCACGCGCCUGGCGUUGUUUUGUUUACGCGCCGAUCAACUCUACCAAGUGCGUCGCCGGAAUAUUUUAACAUAGAAUUAAAAGUUAUUACGCUUCGUAUUCAAUCAUGUUUGUGUUUGUGAUACUGUUGACGAUCGUCUUGUGUCUUCUGCUGCUGUUAACGGUCUUCCACUACACGACAAAUGGAAGGAAACACUGGCUGCACAGGAAAGUGCCGUACAGAGAGCCUUGCCCGAUAUUCGGCAACUUUGGCGCCACUCUCACCAUGAGACGCAGCUACACGAGCAUGUUACAAUAUUUCUACGAGUGCUACAAAGAUGAAAAAUACGUCGGUAUCUUUCAGGCGCGGCGUCCGACGCUGUUCCUUGUGGACUUGGAUAUUGUGAAAAGUGUACUGUCAACGGAGUUUCAGUACUUCAGUGAUCGAAUAUCAGUGUCAACGGACACAAAGAGGGAGCCUUUAUUGCGCAAUUUGGCGAAUAUGAGUGGUGCUGAAUGGAAAACGAUGAGGCAUAUAGUCACCCCGACGUUUUCUUCCGCGAAAAUGAAAGCAAUGUUCCCUUUAAUUGCGGAAUGCGCAAAAGGCUUGAAAAAUGUAUUGCAGCUCGAGUCAAAAGAGGAUGUUAACGUUCCAAACUUGAUGAAUCGCUUCACCACUGACGUUAUAGGCAGCUGCGCCUUCGGUGUCGACCCGGGGUCAUUGAAAAAUCCUCAGUCACCGUUUUUGAUAAUGUCCCAAAAAAUGUUCAAGACAGACCGCACAACAAUUCUUAAAAGAUACUGUCGCGCGUUCUUCCCAAGACUCUUCAAAUUUUUGAAUCUCAGAACAUACUCGACGGAUGUUGAAAUAUUCUUCACCGAUAUUAUAAAUCAGGUGCUGACGACGAGACGAACAACGGGCGUUCAGCGGCACGAUUUCCUGCAAUUAAUGCUCAAUGUGCAAAAAACUGAAAAAGAGUUUAACAUGACUGACGCCUUGAUAACGUCGAACUCCUUUAUUUUUAUGCUGGCGGGAUUGGAGACGUCAGCGACUACGUUGUCGUUUUGUUUGUAUGAGCUCGCGAAGGACCCCCUCUUACAAAACAAACUCCGGGUUGAAGUGUUAGAAUGCUUAGAACGUUACAAUGGAUUGAACUAUGAAGCUAUUAUAGCUAUGCGGCUCGUUCUCCAGAGUGUAUUGGAAACCUUGAGGCUGCAUCCACCGACGCCUUUGACCAGCCGACUUUGUACUCAGCCGUGUACCUUGGCAGGUACCGAUCUCAGCAUGAGGCUGAAAGACGCAGUUCUUGUACCAAUCCAUUGUAUACAGAGGGACCCUAAAUAUUUUCCGGAACCUGACAAGUUUGACCCGGAUAGAUUUAGCGACGACUCAAACCCUCAGGCUUUCUUAGCUUUUGGAGACGGCCCGAGAAGUUGUCCAGGUGCCCGUUUUGGACAAUUGACAGUGUCUGCUGGUCUCGCAGCGAUACUCAGCCAUUUCACGGUAGAACCCUGCUCCAAAACCACAGCAAGCAUUCAGUACGAUCCCCGUAGUGUGAUGCUGAAGAAUAAGGGAGGAAUUUGGCUUAGCUUUAGACCAAUACAAGACUGAUGUCGGAUUAAAUAUACCUAUAACUGUAUCAUAGUGUGUACUAACAGUAUUGUUGAAUAUGUUAUUUAUAAAUUAAGAAUGUACUUAUGACUGUAUGAAAUAAUAAUGUGAGAGCUAUCGUAAGCGUAACGUUUACCAGUGAGAGGCUCCUUUGCACAGGAUGCCGGCUAGAUUAUCGGUACCACAACGGCGCCUAUUUCUGUCGUGAAACAGUAAUGUGUAAGCAUGUGUUUCGGUCUAAAGGGCGCCGUAGCUAGUGAGACUUAACAUCUUAUAUCUCAAGAUGCCGAGCGCUAUUGUAGUGCCGCUCAGAAUUUUUGGGUUUCUCAAGAAUCCUGAGCGGCACUGUAUUGUAAUGGGCAGGGCGUAUCAAUCACCGUCAGCUGAACGUCCUGCUCGUCUCGUCCCUUACAUUAUAAAUAAAGCCUGCAUUGAAACUGACUGUGACUGUGUAUAUCCGUAUCAUGUUAUAAUUACACGCCAUUUGAUGCAUUAAAAAUAUAUUUUAUUUAAUAAUGUGAUCAUCGCGGAAUUCUAACGGAACUUUAGUAUAAAUUCGGAACUGCUAAUAAAGUGUAUAAACUCAAUAUUAUGCUGUUAUGAAAGUCAUAGUUGAAUUGUUAAUGUUUUCAUAUUAAACGCUACGCUCUCCAAUAAUGUUAUUGUGUCUCUGGUGAAGUGUUAUGAAUUAUAUAUUAUAUUCAAACUGUACUUAUCUUUAUCUCUAUAGAUAUAACUGGUUGUUAAACUAUGUUGUUCUUAAUUACUUAUACCACUCUUUUUCCGUCUAUGGAAAGCUGAGUAAGUGUAUGUUAAUUAAUUAUUUACCUAUAAUAAAUAAUGUAUCAAA